GCCACCGACCGCCGGGGCCGCAAGCCGCCGCAGCCCGCAGGCGGCCACCGUACACAACUUACUGCCCUCCCCCCACUCCAUCUCCUUGGUAACCUCGACCGAGCCCUCACUACUCCGGUGGCCGAGUGACGAGCAUACACGCCGCCUGACAUGGGGAAGAGGCCAAGGACGUCACGUCCGCUGCUUGCACGGGCCCUCCCCAAGUCCAAGCGAGCCAGUGAGGCGGCUGCGGUUCCUGACUCCGACGACGACGAGAUCGACGCAUUUCACAAGCAGCGGGACGUAAUCCCCCUCGACGUCAAUGAUGCGAGGGAGUCAGAGGAUGAUGAUUUGGAACAGCCCGUCUUCGAUCUUGAGGGUAUUUCCGAUACUGAAAGUGAUGACAACGAAGGAGAUGAGGAUGGUGACAUGGCCAAAGCUAAUUUUGAGGAAUGGGACAAAGGCUAUGUUGCAAAAUUAAAAAGAGCACAGAGGGCAGCAAAACAAAUUGCUGGGGGUGAUGACAUCAUGGAUGAAGAUGAUGAAGAUGAUAAAGAUAUAAACAACUGGGGUAGAGGAAAGAAAUCAUACUAUGAUGAUCAUGAACAUUCUGGUGAUGAUGAUGAAUUUAAAGAGAUAAAGAGGAUACAAGAAGAGAAGGAUAGUAAGCUGUCAAUGAAAGAUUUUGGGUUAGAAGAUGAUGAAAGUGAUGAAGAGGAUGAGUCCGUGAAGCAGGCAUCCAACCAUCAAGGGAAGGGUGCUGAUUACACAUCCUCCUCUCUAGGUUACCCGAAAGCGAAAGAUGAUUUUACUGCCCUGUCAAGAGAUGAGAAAAUGAAUGUACUGUACAGUUCUGCUCCUGAACUGGUUGGUUUAUUGUCUGAUUUAAAUGAGGCCCAUGAACAGCUGAAGGCGAUAAAACAAGUUACCAUUGAGAUUUUGUUCUCUGUUCUGCAGGCAACAGCUGGGCAAGGCACACAUAAGGGUAGAAUGCAGCCUUUGGAGGUGAAGCGAGCAUGUCUGCUGGCUCAUUGUCAAGCUAUUACCUUCUAUCUCCUUAUGAGAGCCGAGGGACUAUCUGUGCAGGAUCAUCCUGUAAUUGCUCGGCUUGUAGAGACCAAGAAUAUGGUAGAAAAGAUGAAGCUGGUUAACAUAAAUCAUCUAAGGCAAAACGGGGAGACUGAUGGCCAUCUUAUGCCUGAUUGCAGCACCAUCCAUGCAGUGAAUAAGACAAUAUCUCUAGACAACAAGGAGGGCAAAUCUAGCAAUUUACUGCUGGAUAAAGUAACACUAGGUGCUGAAGUACCAGAAUUGGCAAAGAAUGAACCUUCUAGUAAUAGGCAAAAUGAAAUUACCAGAAGGAAGAGCAAGGACGAGUGUAUGGGCUUGCAAAGCCUGGAAAUGUUGAAACGAAGAGCAAGCCUCGAGGAGCGGUUAAAGGAAAAGGGGCUGUAUAAAUCGUCAGGGAAGCCAGAGAAGUUGUCAAACACCAGGACAACCAAAAAUAAUAGAAACCUGCAGACAUUAGAUGACUUUGAUGAUGAGGUGCAGAAAAAUACUCAAGUGAUGAAAACUAAGAAGCUCCUGGUAAAUGCAGCUAACUCAAAUAUAAAAAAUAAGUUUGUUUCUGGUGAUGAUGAUAUUCCAAAGCGGGAUGAGAUUGGUGAAAGACGGCGAAAACAUGAGCUACGUGUUCUUGCUAGAGUAGGAACUAAUACGUUUGAUGAGGAGUUGCCAGAAAAUGGUGAUCAUGCUGAAGAGAAGCUUAACCAAUCUGAGGAGGAAGAUGACAACUGUAAUGAUCAGGUGUCCUCGGAGUCCGAAGAUGGAUUCUACAAAGAUAUCAAAAGGCAGAGGACAGAAAAACAAUUGAGCAAAGAACGGAGCACCUCUAUCGCCGAACCGCUGGAGGAAGAAAGUGAAGGUGAUGGCAAGAGGAAGAUCUCAUACCAGAUUGAGAAGAACCGGGGGCUGACUCGCUCCAGAAAUAAGAAACUUAAGAAUCCACGGAAGAAAUACAGGGUUAAGAGUGACAAACAGCGGUCUAAGCGGAAAGGUCAAGUGCGUGACAUGAAGAAGCCCUCUGGUCCAUACGGCGGUGAAAUGUCUGGCAUCAAUCCAAACGUCAGCCGUAGCGUUAGGUUCAAGAGUUGAUGGUAUGGUAUCAUGUACGAUUCCUCAACAUGGAAAUUUUGUCAGGCGGAGGUUUGAUGGCUAGUAGUUUAAUUUUUUUUUAUGGAACAUGAACGUUUCUUUAUAGUGUUUUGGGUUUGUAGUGAUAAUUUUCCAUGGAAAGAGAAGACUACGUACCAGUGCUUCUAAAUUGCACCAUAAUUUUUCUAAAUCACAUCCAUUUUCAGUUCUACAUGAUGAGA
Brachypodium distachyon (stiff brome) is the source of this 2354-nucleotide messenger RNA. RefSeq names its product something about silencing protein 10. Bases 151 to 2133 code for a protein of 660 amino acids. Gene Ontology annotation, biological process: maturation of SSU-rRNA from tricistronic rRNA transcript (SSU-rRNA, 5.8S rRNA, LSU-rRNA). Gene Ontology annotation, cellular component: small-subunit processome; nucleolus. The record is from RefSeq and is a predicted model, not a curated record. The transcript has 16 exons. NCBI's taxonomy places the organism in Eukaryota, Viridiplantae, Streptophyta, Magnoliopsida, Poales, Poaceae.